GCGUAUGUCAGCGGCCGGCAGCUGGACGGCUUCCGACAGUACAAGUACAGUGCUGUGGAUACAAAUCCUUUAUCUGUGUAUAUUAUGCAACCCAUCUGGAACAAAAUUAUUAAGAUAGUGCCUCUGUGGAUUGCUCCCAACCUGUUAACAUUCUCUGGAUUUGUCAUGAUUUUAUUUAAUUAUUUUCUAAUAUCUUUUUAUGACUGGGACUACACUGCCUCAGGUAGCAGUCCUGGACUUGUUCCCACCUGGGUGUGGCUCUUCAGUGCUUUUACCACUUUUUGUGCUUAUGCUUUAGACUCCAUAGAUGGCAAACAUGCUCGAAGGACUCAGUCCAGUACUCCUCUAGGAGAACUAUUUGACCAUGGACUGGAUAGCUGGGCUACCUCCAUUUUUGUGCUUUCCUUUUUUUCUGUCUGUUCCCGUGACAAUGGGAAGACUGGAGUUUCUGUAUAUACAAUGUAUAUAUAUUUAAGCAUUGUCUUGUUUAACUUCAUGUGUUCACACUGGGAGAAAUAUAACACAGGAGUUCUUUUUCUUCCUUGGGGAUAUGAUAUAAGCCAAGUGGUAUUAAUAGCAGCAUAUCUGCUUACCAGUGCUGUUGGUGUGGAAGUCUGGCAGAAGCCUUUGCUGCUUGGUUAUUACAUUACAGACAUAUUAGUAAUCCUGCUUAUAGGCUUCAGUUUAUUUCUUUCAUUUCCACAAACACUAUACAAUAUUCACAGAGCACAUUUAAAGAAAACACUGAAGCAUGAUUCUCUGUAUGAAGGACUCCUACCUCUUGUGUCACCUCUGUUGCUGUUCGUUCUUCUUACAGUCUGGGUGGUUUUAUCUCCAAGCAACAUAUUAGCAAAGCAACCAAGGCUGUUUUUAUGGAUGGUUGGGGUUGCUUUCUCAAAUGUUAUUUGCAAGGUGAUCAUCUGCCAGAUGAGCGGCACCCGGCCGGAGCUUUUCCACUGGUUCCUGUUGCCGCUGGCACUGGUGGUGUACGCAGCCAUCUCCGGGCUGCUGGGCUGGAUGGAAGAAGCUGUUCUUGCCGUGUUCACCGCCCUGGUCACGGCCGCCCACGUGCACUACGGGGUCUGCGUGGGUAGGCAGCUGAGUGAGCACUUGAACAUUUACAUCUUUUCCCUGAAGAAACGCACCCAAGAGUGAACACCUGCACUAUGAUCAGACUGUAAUACUUACGUGGAGAUCUGCAACUCUUCUGAUGUGAUAAACAGUUGGAAUUAAUCUGAUUAAAAUAACCAAAGAAUAGAACAGUACAGAUAUCUGAACCACUGCGACAAUGAGCUAUGCAGCAAGAUGCUUCAUCUCAGAGGAAGAUUCCUGUCCAGCAGAGAAGUGUUUACCAAGUUGUUCUGCUGCUAACAUUUAUUCUCUUCUAACACUAAUGCUGUGUUACUGGCCUCUCUGAAGCUUUUGUCUUCCUCCUCCUUGCCAUUUUGUCCAAAGUCCUGGAUGAAUUCAUGCCAGGUUACAUAACCUUCUUGGUGGUUUAUAACCAGCACUGGUUUCGCCCAGCCUAGUCACCAGUGGGACUCCAGCAAUGCAAACACUCCCUGUAUGUCCUUCUCACUCAGACAUCUGUGUCUGCUUCAUUUUCCGUAUUUAUUUUCUCACAACUCAUUUCUCCCAUACAACCUCCUGAAAGGCUUAUGCACAUUCAGUCUUUUCCUCACCUCAAAUGAAUGUGUGAAGACAAGAGAAUGAGCUGAGAAAGCCAUGGGUAAAGUGUUUUUGAAAUGUACAUUUUUUUUCCCAUUCUCAGCAUUAAGAUGAGUCUCAGCUGACCUGUAUCUGUCAGAAAUGCAGGCUCUGUACAGCAGCAGCUGACCUUUAUAUUUAUUUCCUAGGCAGUAACAAGCACAUUGUUGAUAUUUC
Messenger RNA from Manacus vitellinus (golden-collared manakin), 1884 nucleotides. Its product is annotated as ethanolaminephosphotransferase 1. Gene Ontology annotation, biological process: phosphatidylethanolamine biosynthetic process. Gene Ontology annotation, molecular function: ethanolaminephosphotransferase activity. The transcript is spliced from 10 exons. The record is from RefSeq and is a predicted model, not a curated record. The coding region runs from base 85 to 1155 and encodes 356 amino acids. Gene Ontology annotation, cellular component: endoplasmic reticulum membrane; Golgi apparatus. NCBI's taxonomy places the organism in Eukaryota, Metazoa, Chordata, Aves, Passeriformes, Pipridae.